Messenger RNA from Ipomoea triloba (trilobed morning glory), 1227 nucleotides. RefSeq names its product protein SRG1-like. The transcript has 3 exons. The record is from RefSeq and is a predicted model, not a curated record. Lineage: Eukaryota; Viridiplantae; Streptophyta; Magnoliopsida; Solanales; Convolvulaceae. The coding region runs from base 51 to 1151 and encodes 366 amino acids.
GCCACACACUAAACCAAAAACAACAAAACAUAAAAAAUUAGUCUCUCUGUAUGGCCGCCGUGGAAGCUAAAGCUGUCUCUCUUCCAGUGCCUAGCGUCCAGCAGCUGGCCAAGGAAAACCCCGCCGUGGUUCCAAGCCGGUAUAUCCGACAGGAUAUCAAAUCUCCGGCACCGGAGAAACCACCUUGUUCUCCCACGGAUGUCCCGGUGAUUGACAUGCAAAAGUUAGUUUCUGAGGAAUUUUCCGGGGAGGAGUCGCCGGAGCUUCAGAAGCUGCACUGUGCCUGCAAGGAUUGGGGUUUCUUUCAGCUGAUAAAUCAUGGGGUGAGGUCUUCAGUGGUGGAGAAGGCGAAACGUGAGGUCCAGGAGUUUUUUAAUCUGCCAUUGGAAGAGAAGGAGAACAAGUAUGGGAUAGCGGAAGGGGAGAAAGAAGGGUUUGGUCAGCACUUUAUUGUGUCUCAAGAGCAGAAGCUGGACUGGGCAGAUAUGUUUUACAUUAAAACCCUACCGACCCAUAUAAGAUCACCUAAACUUUUUCCAAAGCUGCCACAACCUUUCAGGGAUACUAUAGAAGAGUACUCAGUUGAAGUACACAAGGUUGCCAUGAAGGUCCUAAACCUUUUGGCAAAGAAACUGGGAAUAAAAGCUGAAGAAAUGAGAAUGCUUUUCGAAGAAGGAAUGCAAUCAAUGAGGAUGAACUAUUAUCCACCAUGUCCCCAUCCAGAGCUUGUGAUGGGUCUCAGCCCUCACUCCGAUCCCGGUGGUUUAACUAUCCUCCUUCAAGCAAAUGAAACAAAGGGUCUCGAGAUCAAAAAGUAUGGAGUUUGGAUUCCUAUUGUGCCAAUCCCUAAUGCCUUCAUUGUUAAUGUGGGAGAUUCUGUGGAGAUCUUUACGAAUGGAAUUUAUCGUAGCAUUGAGCAUAGAGGAGUAGUAAGUCCAGACAAGGAGAGGGUAUCCAUUGCAACAUUUCACAGCCCAAAGAUGAAUGCUGAAUUAGGUCCAGCUACCAGCCUUAUCACCCCUCAAACCCCAGCAAAUUUUAAGAGGAUUAAUGUAGCUGAUUUUUACCGUCUAUUUUUUAAAUGUAAAUUGGAUGGUAAAUCUCGUAUUGAAAGGUUAAGGAUUGCCAACGACUAUGGAGGUAAGAGCUAAGUCUAACCUUGUUCUUUAUUGUAAGACUCCUAAUAAAUGUUUAAUAAAAAUGGAACUUUGAGUGCAUGUAAUUUAA